AUGAACAAAUUAGGGUUUUACUCAGCACACUCUAUAAGACAAUCAUCUCAUCAAUUAGGGUUUCUUAUGGUGAAGUUUCUGAAGAACAAGGCCGUGAUCCUCCUUCAAGGCCGUUACGCCGGAAAGAAGGCAGUGAUCAUCAAAUCCUUCGACGACGGAACGAGUGACCGUCGUUACGGACAUUGCCUCAUCGCCGGACUGAAGAAGUAUCCAAGCAAAGUCAUCCGCAAAGACUCAGCGAAGAAUACGGCGAAGAAAUCUAUAGUGAAAUGUUUCAUCAAGGUCGUGAAUUACCAGCAUCUGAUGCCUACUCGUUACACGCUCGAGUAA
This is a messenger RNA of Arabidopsis lyrata subsp. lyrata, 330 nucleotides long. RefSeq names its product 60S ribosomal protein L27-2. NCBI's taxonomy places the organism in Eukaryota, Viridiplantae, Streptophyta, Magnoliopsida, Brassicales, Brassicaceae. Gene Ontology annotation, biological process: translation. Gene Ontology annotation, molecular function: structural constituent of ribosome. The record is from RefSeq and is a predicted model, not a curated record. The transcript has a single exon. Bases 1 to 330 code for a protein of 109 amino acids. Gene Ontology annotation, cellular component: cytosolic large ribosomal subunit; ribosome.